UGUAUGUGUAGCCACAUGGGUUCCUAAUUCCAUUCCGUACGAAUCUAUAAGGAAAUGGGGGAAGACAUGGUUGUAGUACUAAUGAUUUCUUGAAUGGAGAUGAGAGCCUAUCCCUCCAACUCGAUAUACUUCCUCAUCAAACGAUCAAUGUUUAGGAAUUUGAAUCAGUUUUACUUCAAUCUGCUCUUUCUUUUUCUACUUUUGCAAAUCUCAUGGGUUCAUUCCAAACAUGGAACCUCUUAUAAUGCGACACUAAUUAUUGGAUUAUCGUCAUCAUCGUCUUUAUCGCCAUCAAGAGUUAAUCAUCUACCUGGUUUCUCAGGACCUCUUCCUUUCUAUCUUGAAACAGGGUAUGUCAGUGUUGACGGUAGUUAUGAAGAAGAUUCACCGAGUAAUAUCGAUUAUGGCAAUAAAAAUACUGAGAUGUUCUAUUAUUAUGCGAAAUCGGAAAGAAAUCCUGAAGAAGAUCCUCUUGUGUUCGGGUUCACUGGUGGUCCGCGUUUCUCUAGUCUUAGUGCUUUGUUUUUUGAGAUAGGUAGGCAUCUGAAAGCGCCGUCGUCUCUCAUUUUCUAUAAUUAUCUUCACUUUCAAUAUGUAGCCAAUAUAAUAUUUCCAGACGGCCCUAUUUACACUGGAUUUUCUUACUCAAAGUCUUCACCCAGUUUACGCGUCGGAGAUGAAGAGUCUUCGAAGAGCAUCCACCAAUUUGUGAUGAAGUGGUUAAUUGGGCAUCCAGAAUUUAAAUCCAACCCUCUUUACAUUGGUGGUGAUUCAUAUUCAGGCAAGAUUGUUCCUGUCGUCGUCCAAUAUUUAAUAAAUGAUAUUGAAACUCAAAAGUAUCCAUUCCUUCACCUCAAGGGUUACUUACUCGGGAAUCCAGUCACCAAUAGACAACUAGACCACACUGCACGGGUGCCAUAUGCUUAUGGCAUGGGCCUUUUAUCCUACGAACUAUUUGAGUCAAUGAAGGAGAAUUGCAAAGGGAAGUAUGUAAAUUUUGAUCUGGACAAUGUGAAUUGCUUAAAGGAUCGCCUAAAAUUCCAAGAGUGUACGUCUAAUAUAAAUCAAGCACAUAUUUCGGAGGACAAGUAUUGUGACAAUCUGAAUCAAAAACCCGAACAGCCAAUUGAUAAUAGACGCUCCCUCUCAGUGAAUGCAGGAGUUGUCGCAUCAUUAGAGCCCAUUCUUCCUAUUCCAGGGUGCAGGGCAUACUCUCUUUUCUAUUCAAAUUUUCAAAUUAUGUAUAUGAAAUAUCAUAAUCAAAAUCUUGUAUCUGGAUACUGGGCAAAUAAUGAUCGUGUCCUAGAGGCACUCCAUGUAAAGAAGGAGACAGUUAAGAAAUGGAUUAGGUGCAACUACGACAUACCUUAUGCAUAUGAUAUUUCUAGCAGUGUAGAAUAUCAUCGAAAUAUAAGCACCAAACUCGGUUAUAGAGCGCUCAUAUACAGUGGUGAUCAUGAUUACAUAGUGCCACAUAUUUCAACAAAAGCAUGGAUACGGUCACUGAACUUAUCCAUUGUCGAUGAUUGGCGCCCAUGGCUCCUGGAUGAUCAGUUUGCCGGAUAUACAAGAACAUACUCAAGCGGUCUGACAUAUGCGACUGUGAAGGGAGCAGGUCACACAGCUCCAGAGUUCAGACCUAAAGAAUGUUAUGCAAUGUUUGAGAGGUGGAUGUCUCAUGCUCCUUUAUAAAUCAUGUGACUCAAAGUGGUUUACGUUGCCAGUUCCCCGAAAAUCCAAUCAUGCAACCAUGUCCGUAGUUCUUCAAGAGUUGGUUGUGCAUAAGCAAUAGUCUAAAAACCAGUAGACCUAUGCCAGUGGAGUCUCAGUGGCUUGUAUUCACCGAGGCCGGUACGAUGGCAAUGGAAAUUAUUGAUGACAUCAUGUGAGCCAAUGAUCAUGUUUCUUAAUUCUUGCUAAUUAAGAAAUCCACAAAA
Papaver somniferum (opium poppy) is the source of this 1937-nucleotide messenger RNA. Its product is annotated as serine carboxypeptidase-like 7. Gene Ontology annotation, biological process: proteolysis; secondary metabolic process. Lineage: Eukaryota; Viridiplantae; Streptophyta; Magnoliopsida; Ranunculales; Papaveraceae. The record is from RefSeq and is a predicted model, not a curated record. The coding region runs from base 94 to 1692 and encodes 532 amino acids. Gene Ontology annotation, molecular function: acyltransferase activity, transferring groups other than amino-acyl groups; serine-type carboxypeptidase activity. The transcript is spliced from 12 exons.